GGGAGCCUGGCCCCGUACCGCUGCCCGAGCCGGGGGACUGCAGAGCCGCCCGGCCAGGGAGGGGAGCCUGGCCCCGCACCGCUGCCCGAGCCGGGGGACUGCACAGCCGCCUUGCGCACCGCUGCCCGAGCCGGCCCCGGCCAGAGCCGAGACCGUAGGCCCCCUGGGUGCGCGUCUGCCGGGAUUGCCGAGCAGAUGCAGGUGGAUAAGUGAACAUCUAAUACCCAAGUUCAGAAGACAUGACUUCCAGAAAAUUACUCUCAGAAACACGGAGGACAUUUCCUGCUACUAAAGUCCACUGUCAGCAGCCAUCAAGGAUUCUCAUUGUGGAUGUCACAUCACCUUCCUGGACCAACACUUGUUCUGUGCUCUCUGAAGCUCUGGAAAACACGCUCUGUUUGGCUUGCAGUUUGACAGGCCCCUGCCGCGUUCCCCUGCUGAGCCUCUACCUGGUGCAGAACCAGCAGGAGUGUCUGCUUCCCUUUACGCAAGUGAAAGAAAACUUUGCACGAAUCCAAGCCUGCAUAUCGGAGCUCCGCUCGCUGCCAAGAGAAGGCUGCUUCCUACAGGGAGCAGGUGGAGUGGUGCAAGCUGUGCAGGAUGGAUUGCAGCAGUUCAAACAAUACAGCAGACACACAGCAGCAGGAGGCUCCACAAAUAGUUAUGUUGAGAUCACAAUUUUGACUGGCCAGUCGAGCAAAGAAAUGGUAAAGCAGUUGGAAAAGAAGUUAAAAGAUGUAGACCUUAUGAGUCUGCGAAGAAUAGAAGUCAUUGAGGUUUUGAAGAGAGACUUUCUGGAGCCUGAUGAUGUGGAGCAGUGCAUGCCAGCAGAAGAACCCAGCAUCAGUGAUUUUGCAAUCCUGGGAAUGGACAUAGAUGUGCAAACCAUAGAGGACAAUGUCAUCAGCUUGGAGAUGUUGUUUAAACUAUGGCUACAUGACUAUGGCACAGAGAGAGAGCACCUCCAUCUCCUCCUUCCAUCAGGAGGCUUCAGCCAUGCCUCUGCACCCAGGAUCACCCUAAUGUGCCUCAAGUGCGACUUGCAGGAAAGGUUACUCGACCCUGCUCUGCUUUCUGGAGCGGUUGAUGGCAGCAUAAGAGCAACAGACAUGACCUCACCCGGCCAGAUGGCAGCCUGGCCAGCCACAGCCCUGUAUAAACUCCGAGUUAUAAAAGCUCUGAAGUAUGAGGGAGUCUGUGAGUCUGUACUUUAUGGCCUGCCUUUCAUCAUCAAGCCUACAAGCUGCUGGCAGCUGGACUGGGAUGAACUGGAGAUAAACCAGCACAGCUUCCAUGCUCUAUGUCAUAGUCUUCUGGAAAGGAAGUGGAUGCUUUUGGCCAGACGUGAGCCACAGAACACCAGUCCAAACUGGAACAUCCUGGUGCAUUCCUACUAUGUCAUUGUUCCUUCUGACUCUGCCACACUGCUUGUCAAAGCAGUCGCUGUCAGAGAGCUCUUGCUGCCAUCAACCUUCCCAGCUCUGAUUGGUGAACAUGCUGAGAGUGUCUCUGGCCCUAUAGAGCGUGCCUUGAACAGCUUGGAAGUGGAAGUUGCUUAUAACCCCUUGCACGUGAAGAGCAAUCUCUACAAAUACCUGAAGAGUGUACUGUACAAGCCUCUGCACAGGCAGCAGGCCCAGACCAAGGACCAGCGACCAGAGCGGCACCAGACCAAGCAGCAUCAGAGCAAAGCCAAAGCCACAGUGGCACCCCUUCUGCUGGCUCCUUCUCCUGUCCAAGCACUUAGACCGGCAGCGGCCAGGACACACCCCAAGGAGUACGAGGGGCUCCGGCAGUGAGCCCUGGGGCAGCGCCUGCUCACGUGCAGCCACGGUUCCUGCUCAGCUGCCAAGCCCUGCGUGCUGGGCCGGAAGCGGUCAGGCAAGACACGCAGCUUGGCCUUGGCCAGACGGGCACUUCCCAUUGUUUGUUCCUCCUUGUUCUAUGGUUUUGUUAGUCACCACGUCAGUCUGCAGGAAGCCUGCUACUCUGGGGCCCUCUGUCCAGAGUCAGUUAUCCCCCACAACAUCCCAUAUUUCCCAUUCUUGUCUGCACACAUCACCAGCAUGUCUCCAAUUUUGGUUUCUGAGACUAUGCUAGCACCGGCCACAAACCACAGAUUGCUGCCAGCGGGUGCAGAAGAGCUGCAAGCAGGGUGGUGAGGAAGCCAGGCAGAUAAAGGAGGCCGUACCAUCAAGCUGCCCUCAUCCUGAAGGAGUGUGUUCACCAGAGUAUUUAAACAGGCAUAAAACAGGGCUUUGGAGUUUGAGUUUAAAGCCCAGCAUGCUCUCCUGAGAGCAGCACUACCCAUGACAAUUGCUUGGCUCCAUAACUGAUCUCACUGUCCAGCUCUCUAGCUUGGGAAGGCAUUUCUAGCAAGUGCCAAAUCAUUUCAAUGCCCCAGCUAACUCCAACACAGUGACAGCUCACCACAGCUGGAGCUGUAGCAUACAUAGCACCAUUCUCCUGGCCAACUGCCACUGGGAUGCCCUGCUCCUUAUAGCCUGUCUAUGCCUGUGGAGCUGCUUUGCAAGCCAGCACAGCAGGCACUUUUUGGCAGGGUUCAGAAGAUGGAGUGAGUUGGCCUAGGGCUUUCCAGGGAGCUUCUGCUGGCUUCUGGAAUGGUCUCAGUGGGAUUCCUGGAUGCUGAGCACCAGGAGGUUGUGUGCUACUUACUGCGUUCUGAAAAGCUGUUUCAAAAUAAAGUUCUCCACCAUAAUGUC
Pogoniulus pusillus (Red-fronted tinkerbird) is the source of this 2723-nucleotide messenger RNA. It is a transcript of the gene M1AP, whose product is annotated as meiosis 1 associated protein. NCBI's taxonomy places the organism in Eukaryota, Metazoa, Chordata, Aves, Piciformes, Lybiidae. The transcript has 10 exons. Gene Ontology annotation, biological process: meiosis I; male meiosis chromosome separation; spermatogenesis. Bases 240 to 1799 code for a protein of 519 amino acids. The record is from RefSeq and is a predicted model, not a curated record.